AUGGAAGAUUAUGAUGAUUUAAUUGGUUUAAUUCUCGAUUUACCUGGUUCUCCAAAAGUAUUUGAGAACUUAGAAAGUUUUACACUUGGAAAAGAUGCUAUUAUCAGUCAAAAAGAAACACUAAAGAGUCUUCGUUUAAGAUUCGUAAAUUUAAAUCGGGUUGAGAAGAAUUCAUCACAAAUUGACUCUAAUGAUUAUGAUGAUUUAAUUUGUUCAAUUCUCGAUUUACCUGGUGCCCCAAAAGUAUUUGAGAAAUUAAAAAGUUUUACACUUCGAAAAGAUGUAAUACUGUAUCGACCAUUAUUUGAAUCAUUAACAUUAAUUUAUGAGAAUAUUAUAAUUAUGGAUUUAUCUUUCGAUUUAGAUUCUCAUAUUAUAUUAUUAGCAAAACUUAUUAGUGUACAAAAACGUCAAACAGAAACAUUAAAGAGUCUUAGUUUAUAUUUAGUAAAUUUAAAUCACGUUGAGUGGAAUUCAUCACUAAUUGAACAAUUUACUUCACUUCAAGAGUUUCAAAUUGAUGAUUGUUCUGGAUUACAUAAAUCAGAUUGUUUAUCCUUGGCUUCAUCAUUUACUCAAUUAACUGUUUUUCAUUCUUUUCAUUCAGAAUAUGUAGCUCAGAAUCCUGAACAAAUAAUAGAAAUAUUUAAUAAUAAUUUUAAUGAACUAAGACUCUUUUCAUUUGAUUGUAAAAUAGAGGAUUUUGAGGCUGAUGAAUUACUAUGUCAAAUGGCUGAGAAUGUACCAAAAUCGUUUGAAACUAUUGAAAUUUCAAUGGAUUAUGAUGAUCCAUGGAUAUUUAGUGAAGAAAAUUCUUUGAAGGAUGUUAUUGAAGAAUAUGGAGUUCGAUAG
Diversispora eburnea is the source of this 852-nucleotide messenger RNA. The record is from the annotation of a GenBank genome assembly. NCBI's taxonomy places the organism in Eukaryota, Fungi, Glomeromycota, Glomeromycetes, Diversisporales, Diversisporaceae.